This is a messenger RNA of Cornus florida, 2152 nucleotides long. RefSeq names its product FACT complex subunit SSRP1. Gene Ontology annotation, cellular component: nucleus; FACT complex. The coding region runs from base 92 to 2023 and encodes 643 amino acids. Gene Ontology annotation, molecular function: DNA binding; histone binding; nucleosome binding. Lineage: Eukaryota; Viridiplantae; Streptophyta; Magnoliopsida; Cornales; Cornaceae. The record is from RefSeq and is a predicted model, not a curated record. The transcript has 16 exons.
CACUCCAUACCAAUUCUAUUCUAUAAAUAUCCCCCUCUCCGCAUAGAAGGAUAUUUCGCAGUGCCAGUGAUCUCAUUCGAAGCUAGCAAAGAUGGCUGAUGGUCACUUAUUCAACAAUAUCUCUCUUGGAGGCCGCGGAGGCUCUAAUGCAGGACAACUUAGGGUUCACUCGGGAGGUAUAUUGUGGAAAAAACAAGGGGGUGGGAAAGCUGUGGAAGUUGAUAAGGCUGAUAUUGUGGGCCUUACCUGGAUGAAGGUUCCACGGACUAACCAACUUGGGGUUAGAAUUAAGGAUGGUCUGUACUACAAAUUCUCUGGUUUCCGUGACCAGGAUGUUGCAAGUUUGACAAGUUUUUUCCAGAGCUCCUGUGGGUUAACACCUGAAGAGAAGCAGCUAUCUGUUAGUGGAAAAAACUGGGGCGAAGUUGAUUUAAAUGGGAACAUGCUGACUUUUCUGGUUGGUUCAAAGCAAGCAUUUGAGGUAUCCUUAGCAGAUGUCUCCCAAACACAACUUCAAGGGAAAAAUGAUGUCAUCUUGGAGUUUCACGUGGAUGACACAACUGGGGCUAACGAGAAAGAUUCAUUAAUGGAGAUAAGUUUUCACAUACCUAAUUCCAACACUCAAUUUGUUGGUGAUGAAAAUACUCCUUCUGCUCAGGUCUUCCGGGACAAAAUCGUAUCAAUGGCGGAUGUUGGUGCAGGAGGUGAAGAGGCUGUUGUUACAUUUGAGGGGAUUGCCAUACUUACACCAAGGGGCCGAUAUAAUGUCGAACUUCAUCUUUCAUUUAUGCGGCUCCAAGGGCAGGCUAAUGAUUUUAAGAUUCAGUACAGCAGUGCUGUUCGCCUUUUUUUACUGCCCAAGUCUAACCAGCCACAUACCUUUGUCGUUGUCACUCUUGAUCCACCAAUUCGUAAAGGACAAACUUUGUACCCACAUAUUGUGUUACAGUUUGAAACAGACUAUGUGUUGGAAAGCACUCUGUCAAUGAAUGAAGAUCUUCUGAAUACCAAGUAUAAAGACAAGUUACAACCAUCAUAUAAGGGACUCAUUCAUGAAGUGUUCACGUUGAUUUUGCGUGGCUUGUCUGGCGCCAAAGUCACUAGACCAGGAAAGUUCCGCAGCUGUCAAGACGGUUAUGCAGUGAAGUCAUCACUAAAAGCUGAAGAUGGAGUCUUGUAUCCACUUGAAAAGGGCUUUUUCUUCUUGCCCAAACCCCCUACCCUUAUCCUUCAUGAAGAGAUCGACUAUGUUGAGUUUGAGAGGCAUGCUGCUGGAGGCUCAAAUAUGCAUUACUUUGAUCUUCUCAUCAGACUGAAGACUGAACAAGAACAUCUCUUCCGCAAUAUCCAGAGGAACGAAUACCACAAUCUUUUUGACUUUAUCAGUGGGAAGGGUUUGAAAAUCAUGAAUUUAGGAGGUGUCCAAACCACAGAUGGUACAUUAAAAGUUUUGGAGAAUGAUGAUGAUGAUGCAGUCGACCCACAUCUUGAACGGAUUAAGAAUGAAGCAGGUGCAGACGAGAGUGAUGAGGAGGAUGAAGAUUUUGUGGCUGAGAAGGAUGACGAAGGUUCCCCUACUGAUGAUUCCGGGGAAGAAGAGUCUGAUGCUAGUGAAAGUGGAGAUGAGAAAGAGAAACCGUCCAAAAAGGAAGUCAAGAAAGACCUUCCUACUGCCAAGGCAUCUUCAAGUAGGAAGAAACCCAAAGAUGGUGAUGAAGAUGGUUCAAAGAAGAGGAAGCAGAAGAAGAAGAAGGAUCCCAAUGCUCCAAAGAGGGCAAUGUCUGGUUUCAUGUUUUUCUCUCAGUCUGAAAGGGAGAAUAUAAAGAAAAGUAACCCUGGAAUUCAGUUCACAGAUGUGGGGAGAGUUCUCGGAGAGAAAUGGAAAAAAUUGUCAGCUGAAGAGAAAAAGCCAUAUGAAGAAAGGGCUGAACAAGAUAAGAAACGCUACAAGGAUGAACUAAGUGGCUACAAGAACCCGCAACCGAUGCACAUAGAUUCAGAAAAUGAUUCUGAUAGUGCAUAGUUGUAGAAGUUAUUUUUUAGCCUUUCCCAAUCAAAAUGCUACCUGACAAUUUAUAGGAUGUUUUUAUGGUCUGCGUGUACUAGUUGUAUCCGUAUACUAUUAUUGGUAAUAAAAAUUAUUUAUGCUAAA